Molecule: messenger RNA, 3980 nt
Organism: Adineta steineri
Lineage: Eukaryota; Metazoa; Rotifera; Eurotatoria; Adinetida; Adinetidae
Source: the annotation of a GenBank genome assembly
AAACAAGAAUAGUCAUUAUACAUUCUUUAUCAUAUAAAUAAGCAUAAUCAUCUUAUAUGUAGAUAUCAUUUUAACAUAAAUAUCAUAAUCAUUAUAAUGAAAGUUGUUAAAUUCAUUCCACGACCAAACAUAUAUACUCAAUUUUGUUUAAUACUACUUAUAUGUAUCAAUAAUGUAUGAAUAUAAAUAAUCUUGAGAUUUGAAAUUAAUAAAUGAAAAAGUAAGUUUAAUAUAGUUAUGUUGAGAAUUUUAAUUUAAUUGAAAUUUAUCUUAAAAUGAUGUCUACAUAUAAGAUGAUUAUGCUUAUUUAUAUGAUAAAGAAUGUAUAAUGACUAUUCUUGUUUUCAUAUCAUAUAUUUUUUCGUGUAAAAGUAUCUUGUUUUUGUUUGUAACAGCAGGUUGUGUUAAAAGGUUGAUGAUGAUCGAAAAUUUCCAUUAAAAAGAAACACAAAGAGUCUUUUCAGUUUCCAGGAAAAUUGACGUUUUACAUAUUUUUGACUUGAAAAGAGCACCCGGAAAAGCUAAAAACUAUUUCUUUAUAAUCAAUAGUUCAUGCUCUAUCAAACGAUAUGUAAAACACGCAAAGAAAAAUUUUAUUUUUAAGUGCUGCAUAUGCCUUUUUGUUCUAUAUACAAUUUUAUUAUUAUUAAUGGAAAUUUAUUUCUAAGUAAUAGAAAAUAUCAAAAGAAUAUAAAUAUAUUCAUUCAAUUUUAGCUUAAAAGGAAUAAUAAAGAGAAAAUACAAAUGAAAAACUAUGUGUUAUGUUCUAUAGAAACCGUGAAUUAUAUUUGAAAAAAAAACAAUGUAACUAGAAACCUCAUAAUCGUUAAACAAACAUAUUCUGACGUUGUUUUAAUCACGUUAAAAUUUAUUCGUUAUUAUUACAUUUCUUUCUUCAAAAAAAUAUGUAAUUAGUCCGAUGCGAAGCAACGCAUUUCUAUUUUUCCUUCGCAAGUUUUUUUUUAUAUACUUCUCUCGACGCAUAAAAGUCGUCAUUGUAUGUUCCGAUCUUUCGUAUGAGAUUCAAUUCGUUUAUCAAUACAAUAGUAGAAUUUAAUUUAGUUCGAUAAUAUUUUUAUUUUAAAGAAAAAAAAAAGAAAAUGUUCUGUUACGUUUGUAAAAGAAAUUCUUUUUUUUCAUUAGAACAAAGAAAAUAAAAGUUACUUUUAUCGUUCUCUUGUUAUACUACAUCAUACGUAGAGACAUAUUCAUCAUCGUGUGCAUAUAAAAGAAAAACUACCUUUUCUUUCUUACAUGGAUAAUUUUCUUAAAAAAUAAAAUGAUAAAAAGCAAUUCUACGAAUGGGUUUGUCAUUGACAAUUUUACAUAUGGUAAGAACAAUAAAAGAAAAUGUAUUUCAACGCACUAGAACGAUGUUUUAAUAACGUUGAUGGAAGAGAAAAACUCACUUUUUUUCUUCUUCUAAAUGCAAUCAAAGGAAACAAAAGACAAUAUAUUUAAAAUACAAAAAUGGCAUUUUCUUUACUAGAAGUUACCGUUGAAAUGCAACGUUUUUUUUAUAUAUUUCUUUUUAUCUUAUAGGAAUGCGUGUUCGUUAUAUAAUGGAAUGGUGUAAAAGCCAUAAAAUAACAGUUCUAAUUUUGAUUAUAUUGAGUUGUCUUACGAUUAGACAAUAUAAGAAACGUCUAACUUUAUUCGAUGGAAAUUUCAAUCAACAAUUUAUUAGUAACAACAAUAGUAAGUUAUAUUUAACUGAAAAAUGAUUUUUUAUAUUUUUCUAAUAAAAAAAAAUCAGUGACUUCAUAUAUCCAAUGAAACUCUAAAAAUAUUUUUUUUCCUGAACCCGUAUAUUUAAUUGUUCUUUAUCAAUAUAUUUUAAAUGAAUGAUGAGUAAUGUUAAUUUCGAUAAAUAAUAAGAACAAUUCUUUUUUCCCUAAAUUAUUCCCUCUUAUCGUAAAUUUUAAGAAAAAAAGGCGAGUGGGUAUUUUUUGAAUAACUUUAAAAUAGUUGCAGUUUUUCACUGUUAGAAAGAAAAAUAAAGACAGUUAUAAAACGUUUCUAGAAAUAUACUACGUCUCUUAUCAACAACAACAAAUAGAUUUUCAUGAGUGUUCUAGAACUAUCCGAUAAAAACUUUAUUUCUGUCUACAAUUAUUAAAGAAAUAUUUUCAUCUCUUCUCUCUCAUAGUGAAAAUCACAACACUCUAUAUGUAUCUGUGUCAGGCGGAAUUAAGAUUUAGGUACAAUUAAACUAAAUUUUUACAAAAUUGUAGAAUUCGCAAGUUGUAUUGAAUAUAUAUAGUUUAGGAAGAUGUAGAGUGCGGUAGAUGUAUAGAACAAAAUAGAACGAAAACUAUUUUAAAGGAGAUCAUAAAGGUUUUUUCAUGAAUGAGAUGGAUAGAAUUAAAUAAGUUUCUCUUAAUCAAUUGUUACUAACUUUCCCGAUCAAAAAAAAAUUCAAAUUUUGCCUGGGUCAUAUCGAUUUCAAAAUCAUUCAAAAAAUACUCAUCCGACUUUGUUAUAUUUUUUGCAUCGGCCAGUAAUUCGUAAUGGUAUGAGUAUUAACGCAUCGUUAUGCAAUAGAAUAUGUAUUCUUCAUCGAAAUAAGAACAUCUUGAGUUUCUACUGUGUCUCGAUGGGUUUUCCGAAUUUUGCCAACAUACUUCCCUAGAUAACGUAAUCUUUAGAAUGUUUUUUCUUAUUACAUAAGUAUUUUGUAAAGUUAAAAGCUAAAUUAAUCGUUUGAUACAUAUAUUUAUUUUCACAUACUAGUUCACAGUUAGUUAAUCCAAACAAAAAUAAUAAUAAAUAAUAUUAAAAUUCUAUAAUUCAUAACGCUACCAGUGGCGGAUUUAGGGGUGGGCGAUCGCCCCCCUCUUCAGAAAUUUUAUUUUGAUUUUUUACAGCAAAAAUAAACGAAAAAAUAGAUUCACACCACUUCGAUUGAACUCAAAAAUUGUUUUUAGCCGAAAUCGCCCCUCCCUUCCAAAAUCCUAGAUCCGUCACUGAGCGCUAUAAUAUAGGAAAUUCACCAGGAUUAUUAUUUGAUUCCAUAUGUAUUUCGAUAAUAAAUAAAAUUUCUUUUUUUCAUAGAUAAUCCAAAAAAUUUAAAUGAAAUUUUAUUAAUAUAUGUUUAUGCAAAUGCUCAUUCUCAUGCGUAUGAAAAUUUAAAAUAUUUUAUAAAUCAAGCUGUUCGUGAAAAUGAUAAUGUUGAUUAUUAUUUUAUUUUACAACAAGUUGAUAAUAAACCAAUAAACAUAAGUUCAAUGCCAUUAUUACCAAAAAAAACCGCUUAUUAUAUUCAACAUGAAAAUAAAUGCUUUGAUUAUGGUACAAUUGGAUGGUUUAUUAAUAAUUAUGCUAUUGGAAAUCCUUGGAAAAAGGAAACAUCAUCAACAAAUUCAAAUAUAAAAGUAAAUUUAAAACAAUAUAAAUAUUUUAUAUUUAUGAAUUCAUCAAUACGUGGUCCGUUUUUUCCACCAUAUUUUAUUCAAUUAGUUUUAGAAGCAAAUCUUAAUUAUUAUUGGUAUUCAGUUUUUCUAAGACGUAUUAACAAAAAAGUUAAAUUAGUUGGUUGUACAAUUAGUUGUGAAACAGUUCCACAUGUUCAAUCAUAUUUUCUGGCAACUGAUUUUACUGGUUUAUCAUUAAUAUUAAAACCUGGAAAUUCAGGUGGAACUAGUCCUGAAGGAAUAUUAGCAUGUUAUCCAACAAAAGAUCAUGCUACAAUAAAUAGUGAAUUGCCCAUAUCAAGUAGAAUUCUCGAAGCAGGUUAUAUGAUUGAUUGUUUAUUAACAAAAUAUCAAACAAUUGAUUUUACUAAACCACAUAAUCGAUUUUGUAAUGCAAAUAAAAAUCCAUAUAAUGAUAAAGGUCUGGAAAAUACAUCAUUAGAACCAUAUGAAGUUGUUUUUGUUAAAUCAAAUGAUUUAGUUUUUUUAAAAGAUGCAAGAGAUAAAGGAAAAUUAUAUCAAAAAUGGAUGGAAGAUGUUAAAAAUUAUAACAGAUCAUCAUUUUAG